Messenger RNA from Tarenaya hassleriana, 3773 nucleotides. RefSeq names its product nuclear pore complex protein NUP107. The transcript has 24 exons. Gene Ontology annotation, cellular component: nuclear pore outer ring; nuclear pore. The record is from RefSeq and is a predicted model, not a curated record. The coding region runs from base 259 to 3504 and encodes 1081 amino acids. Gene Ontology annotation, molecular function: structural constituent of nuclear pore. Lineage: Eukaryota; Viridiplantae; Streptophyta; Magnoliopsida; Brassicales; Cleomaceae. Gene Ontology annotation, biological process: regulation of DNA-templated transcription; protein import into nucleus; post-transcriptional tethering of RNA polymerase II gene DNA at nuclear periphery.
GGUACGUUUUGUUCAGUCCCUUCUCGUGCCCGCUCGCGAGACUGUCCGAGUGCUCUCUCUCUUGCCGGCGGAGUCUUCCUCUCGGGGAAGGGUUUUAGGGUUUUAGGGUCAACCGAGCGAAAACCCUAAUCAAAGUUCAAGCUUUUCCGCGCUUCUGAUUCUUGAAAGGUUUUCGCUUGAAGUUGAAAUCUUGGAUCUUUUAUUUUUCAAGUUUCAGUAGUAUUUUGGGAUUAGUUUCCGUCGGUGAAGGCGAUUGACAUGGAUAUGGAUACUUCCCCUGGAUACUUCGACCCCGAAGACCUCAGCGUCAGAGAACAAUUCCGCCGUUAUCGGAAAAGACACUCUACAUCACCACAACAGGAAGGCAUGAAUCCAAAUGUCAGUGAGAGCAGAUUAUUGUAUGAUGGGCAUAACAUUCAUAGUCCAACUAAUACAGCUUUGCUUCUUGAAAACAUCAAAGAGGAGGCCGACAGCUUUGACACUGACCAUUAUGAAGGAACGCAUGCAAAACUGUUCUCUACUUCCAGAAUAAACUCGGUGGCCGAAAGUUCUGGAAUUAUGGAUGCUGAUGAUGAAGCUUUGUUCCGUCGAGUAGAAAGCCACUCAUUGAACACUUGCAAGAUCGAGAAUGAUGAGUUGGCAGAGAGUGGAGACACAACUUUUGCUCUAUUUGCUUCCCUAUUUGAUUCUGCUCUUCAAGGAUUGAUUCCCAUCCCUGACCUAAUUUUGCGACUUGAGAAAUCAUGCAGACAUGUUUCACAAUCAAUUAGGUAUGGUUCCAACAUAAGACACCGGGUUGUAGAGGAUAAGCUUAUGAGACAAAAGGCGCAGUUUUUGCUUGAUGAGGCGGCCUCCUGGUCCCUUUUGUGGAGUCUUUAUGGAAAAGCUACAGAAGAAGUUCCUGCGACAUUCAUCAUGUCUCCAACAACAUCUCAUUUGGAGGCUUGUCAAUUUGUUGUAAAUGACCAUACAGCACAGUUGUGCCUUCGGAUAGUUCAGUGGCUUGAAGAAUUGGCCUCAAAAGCACUUGACUUGGAAAGGAAGGUACGGGGAUCUCAUGUUGGUACUUAUCUUCCCCAUUCUGGAGUCUGGCACCAUACACAAAAGUUUCUCAAGAAAACUGGUUCUGCAGCUGACACUGUACGCCAUCUGGAUUUUGAUGCUCCAACUCGUGAACAUGCUCGUCUUCUUUCUGAUGACAAUAAACAAGAUGAGUCUCUUCUGGAGGAUGUUUGGACUUUGAUAAGGGCUGGAAGAAUAGAAGAGGCAUGUGGUCUUUGCAGGUCUGCGGGGCAGUCAUGGAGAGCUGCGACAUUAUCACCCUUUGCUGGAUUGGAUAUGUUUCCUUCUGUUGAGGCCUUGGUAAAGAAUGGAAAAAAUAGGACUCUUCAGGCCAUUGAGCUUGAAAGUGGCUUUGGCAAUCAGUUUCGCCUAUGGAAAUGGGCUUCCUACUGUGCAUCAGAGAAAAUUGCAGAACAGGAUGGCGGGAAACAUGAAGUUGCUGUUUAUGCAUCCCAUUGUAGCAACUUGAAGCGCAUGCUACCAAUCUGUACUGAUUGGGAGUCAGCUUGCUGGGCAAUGGCAAAAUCAUGGCUUGAUGUUCAGGUUGAUAUGGAAAUUGCCCAAUCAAGGCCAGAGUUAACAGAAAGGUUAAAAAGUUGCAUAGAUGCAACAGAUGGUAGUCCUGAGGCAAUGCAAAACGGUUACCAGGCUUCAUAUGGCCCAGAUGAUUGGCCCCUCCAUGUUCUAAACCAACAACCACGGGAUCUUCCCGCUCUUCUUCAGAAACUCCAUUCAGGGGAAAUGGUGCAUGACGCUGUUGUCAGAGGAUGCAAGGAGCAGCAUCGGCAAAUUCAGAUGAACCUUAUGGUGGGGAAUAUUUCGCAUCUUCUUGAUAUGAUAUGGUCAUGGAUAGCUCCUUUAGAAGAUGACCAAAGCAACUUUAGGCCACAUGGGGAUCCCCAUAUGAUAAGAUUUGGAGCCCACCUUGUCCUUGUUCUUAGGCACCUGCUCUCUGAUGAAAUCAAGGAUUCUUUUAGAGAGAAGCUCAUGAAUGUUGGCGAUCUUAUUCUUCACAUGUAUGCAAUGUUUUUAUUUUCUAAACACAAUGAGGAACUAGUAGGAAUUUAUGCUUCUCAGCUUGCCCAUCACCGCUGCAUUGAGCUUUUUGUACACAUGAUGGAGCUAAGGAUGAAUAGCAGUGUGCAUGUGAAGUGCAAAAUCUUCCUUUCUGCUAUGGAGUUCUUGCCGUUUUCUCCUGUUGAUGAUUCACAAGGAAAUUUUGAAGAAAUAAUCGACAGGGUUUUGUCAAGAUCUCGGGAAGUCAAACUUCCAAAAUAUGAUCAGUCACUCGAUGUUGCAGAGCAGCAUCGGCAGCAGAGUCUUCAGAAGGCUAUAGCUAUUCAGUGGCUAUGUUUCACGCCUCCGUCCACUAUAAAAGAUGUCAAGGAUGUUAGUUCCAAACUACUCCUACGAGCUUUGAUGCAUAGCAACAUACUUUUCAGAGAGUUCGCUCUGAUUGCCAUGUGGAGGGUUCCUUCGAUUCCUGUAGGUGCACAUACGCUUCUUAGUUUUCUUGCUGAACCUCUGAAGCAACUGUCAGAAAAUCCAGAGACACUUGAGGACUAUGUUACUGAGAAUUUGCUAGAAUUUCAAGGCUGGAAUGAGUACUACUCCUGUGAUGCAAAAUAUCGCAACUGGCUCAAAAUUCAGUUGGAGAAUGCUGAGGCCGCUGAACUCUCGGAAGAGGAAAAGCAAAAAGCUGUCAUAGCAGCUAAAGAGACUUUGGAUUCUUCUCUGUCGUUGCUCCUUAGAAAAGAGAAUCCCUGGUUGACAUUUCUUGAAGACCAUGUAUUCGAAUCAGAGGAACCUUUGUUCCUUGAGUUGCAUGCAACUGCUAUGCUCUGCUUGCCUUCUGGUGAAUGUUUGCACCCAGAUGCCACUGUUUGUGCUGCUCUUAUGAGUGCACUUUACUCUUCUGUGAGCGAAGAAGUUGUUCUAGAUCGCCAGUUAAUGAUAAAUGUCGCAAUUUCAUCCAGGGACAAUUACUGCAUCGAGGUUGUGCUUCGAUGUUUAGCAGUAGAGGGUGAUGGACUUGGGCCUCAUGAUAUAAACAAUGGUGGCAUUCUCAGUGCAAUCGCUGCUGCUGGCUUCAAAGGUGAGCUUCCUCGGUUCCAGUCAGGAGUUACAAUGGAUAUAUCCCGCCUAGAUGCGUGGUACUCAACCAAAGAUGGUUCACUCGAAACACCUGCUACCUAUAUUGUGAGGGGCCUUUGCAGGAGAUGCUGUCUUCCAGAGCUCAUUCUUCGGUCUAUGCAGGUUUCUGUUUCUCUGGUGGAGACGGGCAAUCCGCCUGAAGACCAUGAUAAAUUAAUCGAGCUGGUGGCUUCCGAAGAAACUGGUUUUCUCCAUUUGUUCAGUCAGCAGCAACUACAGGAGUUCAUGUUGUUUGAGAGGGAGUAUUGUAUAUCCCAGGUGGAGCUUCAGGAAGAACUUUCAUCUUGAGUACCAAUGGCGUGUUCCAUCGUUUCUCCUUUUCCCCAUUUCUUUCAUUUUCUUUGGUUACUGUAAAUUGUGCCGUUGCUCUGUCUUCUCCAGUCUGUCUUUCUCUGAAAGUAUUUUUUUUCGAAGGCUUGAGCUCAAGUUUCUUCAAAAUUCUGUUUCCUUUCAAAUGUUGUAUGCAUCUUCGUGUUUCUCCCCAAAGGCAAAAAACAAGAAAGAAAAAGACAUGUUCCCAAGUUGAAGUCGGUAACAUGUAUUGGAAAUUCACAACA